Neoarius graeffei (lesser salmon catfish) is the source of this 3503-nucleotide messenger RNA. It is a transcript of the gene snrnp25, whose product is annotated as small nuclear ribonucleoprotein 25. Gene Ontology annotation, molecular function: zinc ion binding; protein binding. Gene Ontology annotation, cellular component: U12-type spliceosomal complex. Lineage: Eukaryota; Metazoa; Chordata; Actinopteri; Siluriformes; Ariidae. The record is from RefSeq and is a predicted model, not a curated record. Gene Ontology annotation, biological process: mRNA splicing, via spliceosome. The transcript has 10 exons. Bases 400 to 933 code for a protein of 177 amino acids.
AAUCGCAGUGCAAAGCGGAAGUAGUUCCUGGUGUGUUUAUAGAAACGAAUCUGUUAGUAUUUUGAGCUGGUAGAUGAUUUGUUGAAUUGAAUUGAAUUGAAAUGAAAUGUAUUCACACAUGAAAACUAAAAUCUAUGAGUCGCUACUGUAGUAGUUAUGUAGCGUGUAAAUUUUUGAUUUUGUUUCGUUAUUUAGCUAACUUUUUAGAAAACCGGAAAUAGUUCCGUCCUAUCAAUUGACUAAAACAUGUCCCAGAUUCAGUAGGUCCCAAAUCAUAAAUAGUACAUGUUCGUUAUUUUUCCCUCUCUCCAUUAUAUAAACAAUAAUUUGUUAUGAUUACAUUUCCUCUGCAUUUUGCUCAGAUAAAUUAAUUAGGGUUUUGGAUAUUCAGUGUCUAAAAUGAGCAGUGAAAUAAAGGCAGAGGAGAUACAAACUAAUGAGAGUGAAAUGGAAAUCAAACAGCUGGAGGAGGAAACUGUAAAGCAGGAAGAACAAGAAGAGGAGGAUGAGGAGGCAUUGCCACAUUCUGAAUUUUUGGAUAUUUUUGAAGAAGGCUUGGCUCUGAUAGUGCAAGAUCCUUUAUUAUGUGAUCUGCCGAUUCAGGUCACAUUGGAGGAGGUGAAUUCUCAGAUAGCUCUGGAGUAUGGCCAGGCUAUGACCGUGCGUGUGUGUAAAGCUGAUGGAGAGGUCAUGCCAAUUGUGGUAGUACAGUCAGCUACUGUGCUGGAUCUAAAGAAGGCCAUUCGACGCUACUUGGAACUGAAGCAGCAGCGUGAGGGUGGCAUCAAACACAUCAGCUGGAGAUACGUGUGGCUAACAUUUCACUUGGUCUUUAACGGGGAAAGGUUAGAGGACGACAAAAAGAAACUGAAAGACUAUGGAAUCAGGAACAGGGAUGAAGUGACUUUCAUGAAGAAACUGAAGAAGAAAUGAACACACUUAUUCUUCUUGAAUCCGCAACACCCGUAGUCCAGAUGAUCCCACCGAUCUAAGAAUAUGCAAAGACAUUUAACCACAUCUUUUAAAUAUUAGGACCUUGUUCCUGGUGAAAUUAGAACCUUGUACCUGACUUGAAAUUUCCUAGUGUAACAUUACCUCAGUAAAGAGAUCUCAUUGUUGUUGUUGCAUUGCUCAGACUACAGCCACCUUCAGGAACAUUAUUAUAUAAGGAAUUACCUGUAUAAUACAUUUUUGUUUUUGUACUGUUGAAUCUGAAUGUUUCCUUGGCUCAUGGACCAAACCUUUUUAAGUCACCUUUGGAGCGUUUGAGGUUGAGUACUCAUUUUUAUUUGUACAUAAGUUUGUUUGUUUUCUGGAAGCAUAUUAAAACCCUACAUUGUCUUGUGUUUACUUUUGUGACUGUUUUUUUCCCCCACUCAUAACUGCUGUUGAGAUGUGAUCGGUUGUGCUCAAAAACAUCUCAAUGAACCAGUUUGACUAUCAUUCGGCUGUCAGGCUUGUCGAUUUGGUUUAAUUUGAAGUGAGUUGAUUAACAUGGCAGCCAGAUUGCAACGCUGCUUAUAAACAGAGUGAGCAUCACGUUUCGGAAGUGUGAAAAAGUGAGACAGAGCUGAGGAUCGAGAAUAGUUGCCUCUCCUUCUUGGCGUACAGCAUGGGUGCAGUGUCGAAACAGCAGGAGCUGCAGAGAAUCUCCUUAGAGCUGCACAAGGUAACACUACAAAUACAGCAGCUCAACAACAGACUUCAUUUACUGGCUCUGAUGAAGGAAGUCCGGGAGAAUGUUGGCUGCCAUAAGGAAGGUUAGGACGUUUGCUUUGCCGAUUGUUGUUGCAGUAGUAGUAAUAAUAAAUAAUGCAUAUUCAGCUGAAAUGCUUGAAGUAAUAUCUGUCUUAUUUGGUUUAAUUGACAGUCUUUCUUGUGUUAAAAUUUAACAGUAAAUGAUCCUACUGAGACAGACGAGUAUGAAAAAAUUGAGGAGGAACUCAAUAAACUUCUAGAAAAGAAAUUAUCACUGCAAGCAUUACAAGAAAAACUGGAAGGAACAUCAGAUGACGCUUGUAGCACAGUGCAAAAACAUGAGCCUUUGAGUACUGAGAUAUUUAUAGUGGAGAAACCGCCGUCCUAUCCAGCCCUGCAAUGACCUGGUGACUUGUCCAGGGUGUACCCCGCCUCUUGCCCAUAGUCAGCUGGGAUAGGCUCCAGCUUGCCCACGACCCUGCACAGGAUAAGCGGCUCCUCAGAUAAUUUUAGAAAUAAACAAAUUAUCACGAUAUCCUUCACAAACACAGUGCCCUUACUGUGAACAGUACAUUACUACAGAGGUCAGCACAGUGAUUGGGAACACCACCUGGCUCAUGUGCCUGGCAUCUGCCUUCAUUGGGUGCAUCGCUGGCUGCUGCCUCAUCCCCUUCUGCAUCAGCGAAUUCAAAGAUGUAGUGCACAAAUGCCCCAAGUGUCGCAGUCACAUACACACGUCUACCAAGAUGUAAGGAAAAGAGAAGGCCUUUUCCAGGAGUCUGAGAGUCUGCUUUCUGACUGGCUGCAUGAAGUGUGCUCCACCGUCCUCCAUGGAAAACACAGAAAAUGUUCUAAUAUCUGACGCUGAAUGAAAACAGUCCAUCCUGAACAUAACGACACAGACAUUUUAAUGACACAGAAGGCUAUAUGUACAAUAAAGGUAUGUACAAUAUUAAAUUAAAGCCUCAUUAGUUACACUGGGACAUAGCAUGGUGUAAAAAAAAAAAAAGAAAUAUUUUCAUGUUUAAAAAUCAAAAGCUACAAAAUGAGACUAAUUGCAAAGCAGAACUAAAACAGAACUCGAGUACCCUAUUUUCCAGUAUAUGCUAGCAUUUGUGCAAUAGUAGUUUUGUUCCAUUAAAACGUGUUUUAUGACUUUUGGUGGUGAUGCUCCAUGCAUAACAUUGCAUUCUAGUAAAGAGAGAAAACUGUCUCAAGUUAAAUCAGUUCCUAAUAUAACCUGCUCAUUAAAGUUCAUAGUAGAGCUUUCUGAACUUUCACUUGAUCCCUAUGUCUUGGCCAGGCCAAUUUUACAAUUAAAAUAAACAAACAAACUUUUUUUUACUCUGGUGUAAGAAGAAUUCAGAGCAUAUUAAUGUUUUUUGAACUGUAUUUUCUUUUGUCUUUUUGCACUUUAAUGCUGCUGUCAUCACUUCCUCUGUCUGCUAAUUGUUUAAAUGUCUUUCCACAUUGUGUUGAAAUUUGAUCUUUGUGAUCAGAUUGACAGUCUGUAACAGUCAAAGCUAAUGUGAGAAUGAGCAAAUGAAUUAAGCAGCAGCUACUACUUUAUACAGUUCUGCUCAUAAGUUUACAUACCCCAUGGCAGAAUGGUAAACAAAUGUUUGAUUUUUUUUUUUUGAUAAAACAGGAGUAAUCAUGCAUCAGAUUUCUUUUACUUAGUAAGUGUCCAGAUGAAGCUCAGAUUUAUCAUCACAGAAAUUUGCAUGUCAUGCAUAUUAUGUUUACAUGUCCUUUGUAUGUUGGGCCUGUUUCUACACAAGUAAAUUCACUGUGAAAGUUAAGAA